Messenger RNA from Aspergillus japonicus CBS 114.51, 747 nucleotides. RefSeq lists its product as uncharacterized. Bases 433 to 624 code for a protein of 63 amino acids. The record is from RefSeq and is a predicted model, not a curated record. Lineage: Eukaryota; Fungi; Ascomycota; Eurotiomycetes; Eurotiales; Aspergillaceae. The transcript has a single exon.
ACUCAGCUAUACCAAACCCACCUUCCCGAUGCCAACAUCCUUCUCAUCGAGCCCGUCGCCGGCGAUAUGAUCUGGACUCGUGGUUCCCAACAGAUAAGGCCUCCGCCCUGCGGUGACCGCCAUCAACGCAUUUCUUGACUUAAAGAGCAAUCUAGAACCCCUUCUAAUUGUCCACGCCUUCUCCUAUACCUGGAGUUCCCGCCGUGCAGCUUGCAGAGGCAUAUCGAGCCGCUCAUCCGUCCGCAAAUUUCCCGAUUACGGGGUUGAAUUUUGGACAACUGUCCCGGCAGGCCAUCAGCGAGACGCUCUGCGCGCACAUUGAUCCAAGUCCUUCCUCGAUCGUCCCUCUUCAGAGUGCUUGGUGUUGGUGUAACCUACUUGGCUGUGGGUACUUCGGGGCUGCUGGACCGCCUCCAGCUUUACCCAAAAGCCAUGACGAAAAUACGGCGCCGGCUCCACCACCCCGCGAAAGGCUUUCUGCGGCCUAGGAUCAGGCGGGUAUAUCUCUAUUCUCGGACAGAUGAGAUGGUUCCGUGGGAUGAGGUCCUCGAUCACAUCAGUGAGGCAGGCGUGGCGACUGAUGGAGAGAGAAGAUUUGGUUCGGACGGUGGAGUUUACCGGUAGCAAACAUGUUAGACAUCCUGUCGUUGCAGGGUGGGAAUACACCCACGAGUUUCGGAGGUAGCGGCUGCGGACCGUGGCCUAGGCUAAAGCCGUGAUGACUCUGGUGAUAGCUGUAUGUUCAAG